Molecule: messenger RNA, 3436 nt
Organism: Tilletiopsis washingtonensis
Lineage: Eukaryota; Fungi; Basidiomycota; Exobasidiomycetes; Entylomatales
Product: putative cation-transporting ATPase
Exons: 5
Coding region: 344-3283 (979 amino acids)
Biological process (GO): proton export across plasma membrane; regulation of intracellular pH
Cellular component (GO): plasma membrane
Molecular function (GO): ATP binding; P-type proton-exporting transporter activity; ATP hydrolysis activity
Source: RefSeq, a predicted model, not a curated record
CCGCACCCGCGCCGCCCUCGCCGCGCCGCAAACGCCUCAAGAGGCGUCCAAACGCCCUUCCAGCGCCCACUUUUUCGCACCCGUCCCCUGGCCCUUGCUUGCGAUCCACGUGUCGUCCGUCCCUAACCCCUCGCCCCCUCCGGCACUCAAGCGCCGUCGCUCCUCUUGGCGAUCAGCACUGACUACGCCGCUGCGCCCCUCGCGCAGUCUGCUUCUGUCUGCUGCCAGCCCCCGCCAGCCCUCCUCACGGCCGUAAAACGGCCUGCCUUUGGCGCUUCCUCACCCACAUCUUCGUCUGGCACCACAUCCUCCUCCGCUUCACUUCCUUCACCACCCACCCACCAUGUCUUCCUCCGAGCUGGCCCCGGCGGCCGCCCCGCAGGAGAAGAAGGUCUCCAAGCACCGCGACAUUGACGCCGAGCACGCCGAGAAGGGCGGUGCCAAGCAUGCGCUCGUCGACAUGAGCACCAUCGAGAUGACGGCCGAGGACCUGUACGACAAGGAGAAGGUCGACCUCGAGUCCGUCGAGCUCGAGGACGUCUACCAGCUCCUGCAGUGCACGGAGGCCGGUCUCUCGACCAGCGAGGUGCAGCGCCGCCUCGAGAUCUUCGGCCCCAACAAGCUCGAGUCGAAGGAGGUCAACCCCAUUCUUCAGUUCCUCUCCUUCAUGUGGAACCCGCUCUCCUGGGUCAUGGAGGGCGCCGCCAUUGUGGCCAUCGCGCUCGCCAACGGCGGCGGCAAGCCGCCGGACUGGCCCGACUUCGUCGGCAUCGUGCUGCUCCUGCUCAUCAACUCGACCAUCGGCUUCGUGGAGGAGCGCAGCGCCGGCAACGCCGUCAAGGCGCUCAUGGAGUCCCUCGCGCCCAAGGCCAACGUGAAGCGCGACGACAAGUGGGCCGAGAUUGAGUCCUCCGAGCUCGUGCCCGGCGAUGUCAUUGCCGUCAAGCACGGCCAGAUCGUGCCGGCCGACUGCCGUGUCUUCGAGGCCGUCAACGUGUCCAUCGACCAGGCCGCCCUGACCGGCGAGUCGCUCCCCGUCAACAAGAAGGCCGGCGACCAGUGCUUCAGCUCCUCGACCUGCAAGCAGGGCGAGUUCGAGGCCGUCGUCAUCUCGACCGGCGCCAACACGUUCUUCGGUCGCGCCGCCGCGCUCGUCGGCCAGGACGACGACUCGACGGGCCACCUGCAGAUGAUUCUCGGCCGCAUCGGUCUCUUCUGCAUGGCCUCGAUUGCCAUCUUCGUCGUGCUCGAGAUUGUCAUCCUCUACCCGGCCUUCCGCUACUCGUACCGCGAGGGCAUCGAGAACAUCCUCGUCCUCUUGAUCGGUGGUAUCCCGAUUGCCAUGCCCACCGUGCUCUCGGUCACGCUCGCCGUCGGCGCCGGUCAGCUCGCCAAGCACAAGGCCAUCGUCACGCGCAUCACUGCCAUUGAGGAGCUUGCCGGUGUCUCGAUUCUCUGCUCCGACAAGACGGGCACGCUCACGACGAACAAGCUCACCAUCGACCGCGAGCUCGUCAAGACGUACAGCGAGCACUGGACGCAGGCCGACGUCGGCCGCCUCGCCGGCUACGCCUCGCGCACAGAGAACACCGACGCCAUCGACGGCUGCUUCAUGAACUUCGUCGGCGGCCCCGAGAUGGCGCGCAAGGGCAUCAAGCUGCUCAACUUCAUGCCCUUCGACCCCGUCGACAAGCGCACGGCCAUCACGUACCUCGACGAGGCCACCGGCAAGGUGUGCCGCGCCACCAAGGGCAUGACGGGUGUCAUCAUCGACCUGUGCUCGCGCAACAAGACCGACGCCCAGGAGACGGCGCUCGAGAACGACGUCGAGGACUUUGCCAACCGCGGCCUGCGUGCGCUCGCCGUGGCGUACGAGGACGUGCCCUCGGGCGACGCCGACGGACCGGGCAACGGCUUCGAGCUCGUCGGCCUGCUGGCCAUCUUCGACCCGCCGCGCGACGACACCAAGGUCACGCUCGAGCGCGCCCAGGCGCUCGGCGUCGAGGUCAAGAUGGCCACCGGUGACCAGCUCGCCAUCGCCAAGGAGACCGGCCGCCGCCUCGGCCUCGGAGACAACAUGUACAACGCCAAGGCUCUGCAGACGGGCCAGCCGCCGGCCGGCUGCCCGUACAAGACGCUCGACGAGAUGAUCCUCAAGGCCGACGGCUUCGCCGGCGUCUUCCCCGAGCACAAGUACGAGAUCGUCAAGCGCCUGCAGGCCAUGGGCCACCUGACUGCGAUGACCGGCGACGGCGCCAACGACGCGCCCGCCCUGGCGCGUGCCAACGUCGGUGUCGCCGUCGAGGGUGCCACGGACGCCGCGCGCGGCGCCGCCGACAUUGUCCUCGUCGAGCCCGGACUGAGCACCAUCGUCGAGGCCAUCCGCGGCUCGCGCAUCAUCUUCCAGCGCAUGCGCAACUACGCCAUCUACGCCUGCGCCGUCACGAUCCGUAUCACGCUCGGCUUUGCCAUCAUGGCCUUCAUCUGGCGCUUCUCGAUGCCGCCGUUCAUGAUCCUGAUCGUCGCCUUCCUCAACGACGGCUCCAUCAUGACGCUCUCCGUCGACCGUGUCAAGCCGUCGAACACGCCCGACAACUGGGACCUGCGCAUCAUCUUUGCCAACGCCGUCGCCUACGGCAUCUGGCUCUCCGUCUCGGCCUGGGCGCUCUUUGCCGUCGCGUACCAGACGACGUUCUUCGCCGACAAGUUCGGCGCCGAGAUGCCCUGGGGCGUCAACGGCGACGCCAACCACCCGAAGCUGCACAUGAUCAUCUACCUCAACACCGCCAUCGCCGCCCAGGCCCUCAUCUUCAUCACGCGCUCGCACAGCUUCUUCUUCAUGGAGCGCCCCUCGUUCGCCCUCAUGGGUGCCUUCUGCCUCGCCCAGCUCGUCUCGACGAUCAUUGCCGCCUUCGGCGACUGGGGCUUCUCCGACGUCGAGGCCAUCAGCGGCGCGUGGAUCGGCAUCGUCUGGGUUUGGACCAUUCUGUGGUUCUGGCCGUUGGAUUUCAUCAAGUUCGGCAUGCGCGCCCUCAUCGCCCGCCUCAUCAAGAACGAGAAGGUCGUCGCCGACCCGCUGGAGCGCACCAUGUCGCGCACCACGAGCCGCGCCGGCUCCAUCGCCACGGGCGCUGGCUACAGCAACCGCGUCUCGUUCCUCAAGAACAUGUCCAACAAGGUCGGCCUCGGCGGCAAGAAGAUCAACAUGGCGCCGAACGAGCUGGCUCGCGUGCAGAGCGUGCAGGCCCACCAGGCCGGCCGCCAGCUGUCGCGCGGCCAGUAAGCGCCACCCUUGACUGCCUUCGCCGCUCGGCCCAGAGGCACCCCCACACUCCUUUUCUUCUCUUCUCUCUCUGCUGCACCGCCUGCGCUGCCGUGUCCCCCUUUCCCGCCCGCUUCAUGUUCCCGUCACUCGCCUCUGAGCCAAAUUACUCUU